GCCAGACAGAUAAACCAGCCUAAGAUUACCGAGCAACAGCUAAAGCAUUUGGAUCAAGGACCUGAAAAACCUUCAGAGAAAAGCUUCCAAAUGGGUUCCAACACAACUGAAUACCCUGCUCUGAUCCCAAGUCCUGAAAACCCUACAGAAGCCUGGAGCAACUAUGAUAACUCAAGUCAGUGCCUUACAAAUAAUGUGUGGGGUUGGCUGAAAACCAUACAACCUGCUUAUAUGACAGUCAUUUGUGUGCUGGGUAUUAUAGGGAACACAUUUGUCCUGUGUGUCUUCUGCCUGCAUAAGAAAUGCUGCACGGUAGCAGAGAUCUACCUCAGCAACCUAGCAGCAGCAGAUCUGGUCAUGAUGUGUUUUUUACCCUUUUGGGUCGUGACCGUCGCCAACGGGAACAAUUGGAUGUUUGGAGGACUUUUCUGCCGGAUUGUCAAUAUUGGUAUCAUAUUGAACAUGUACUGUAGCAUUUAUUUUCUGGUGUUGGUUAGCGUUGACCGCUAUCUAGCGCUGGUGAAAACCAUGUCUGAUGGAAGAAUGCGAAGUGUCUUUUGUGCCAAAAUGAGCUGCCUUGGCAUCUGGGCAUUUGGCUUCCUUAUGGGCAUACCAACCAUUGUUUUUAGGAAUGUAGGGUACUUCCCAGAAUACAAUGCUACAUUUUGCUAUCUUGAUUAUCCGCACACCAGUGUAAAAAACUGGAAAAUAAGUAACAACCUUGUGCUUAUUAUAAUUGGAUUCCUUAUACCAGUUUUUAUGAUAUCUUAUUUUACUUAUGAGAUCAUAAAAGCACUGAAGAUUAACACAAUGCAAAGGUUCAGUCAGGGCAAAACUGAGAAAAAAGCAACCCACUUGAUCCUUGCAGUGCUUCUGGUUUUCUUCUUCUGUUGGAUUCCAUUCCAUGUGGUAACAUUCCUCGACAUUCUUAAAGAAGCCGGUGUUUUAAAUGGAUGUGCAUUAGAAGUAGGCAACCAGAUAACCACAUAUCUUGCUUACAGUAACAGCUGUGUGAAUCCAAUCCUGUAUGUCAUUGUGGGAAAAAACUUCAGGAAGAAAGCUGGCCAGCUGUUUAAACAACUAUUUGGAAAAGGGGAUGCAAAGGGUGACUCUGAUCGAUCCAAAAUCUCGUUUACCUUAAGAUCUUCUCUGUGACUAAAACCUCAAUGACUACUCUAUCAAGUAAAAACAGCUCAGAAAUCAAGAAUUUGUUAUGCAAAUGCCAAUAUUUACUGUUAACAAUAGUAAACCAUGAUGAAGUUUAAUUAUUAAUAUAAAUUCUGAACAGCAGAUGUUGUAACUGCAUUUUUUAGAUGCUCCAUAAUGGCUUUUCUGCUUUGUAUACAUUGAAAAACAUAACAUAUAUAACUAUAUACAGUAAUAAGUUUAAUAUUACAGUUUUACUGUUUUAUGACAGUAUAUGUAACCUUACAGUUAUUGGCUUCCAGGUCUUUAUUUUAGCAUGACAUUCUAUAAAAAUGAAGAGCGUGUGAGCAGUUUUAAGAAUUGUAUAUUUUAAUGUAUAUGAGUAUUGUUAAACCUUCUGUUGUGUUUAUU
Molecule: messenger RNA, 1557 nt
Organism: Polyodon spathula (Mississippi paddlefish)
Lineage: Eukaryota; Metazoa; Chordata; Actinopteri; Acipenseriformes; Polyodontidae
Product: B2 bradykinin receptor-like
Exons: 2
Coding region: 91-1155 (354 amino acids)
Biological process (GO): G protein-coupled receptor signaling pathway; vasoconstriction; smooth muscle contraction
Cellular component (GO): membrane
Molecular function (GO): bradykinin receptor activity
Source: RefSeq, a predicted model, not a curated record